GAUUUCUAUUGCACUGGAAUCUCUUCUUUUUAAAAAAUGUUUAUUUAUUUUUGGCUGUGCUGGGUCUUUGUUGCUGUGUUGUUGUUCCUUGUUGCCCCAGAGAGUUUCAGGAAGGGGAAAUGGGACUAUUUAGAAUUUAAGCUGCUGUCUUGUUGCUUCCAGACCUGGAUGUCUGGCAGGCUAAGCUGGUGUUCUCUGUUUAUAGAGAAUCCACAUACUCUCUGCCUUUUACUCCCUGCCCUCACCCUGGGAACUUGCCUCUUGAACCGCAUUACCCAUCUCCCUUACCUUCGGGACUUGUUGGGUUCAGCUGCAGGGGAUAUCAGUAGGAGAUGGAGAAGAGAGCUUAUUUCUCCUGCUCCCUUCUUGCUGGGCAUGGUUGGGCAGUGGCCUUGUUCCUCUGCUGACGGUGGCAGCUCCUGUCUGCUGACCCUCUCCUAUAGCUGGAGCUCUCAUCAGGGUCUACAGCCCCUCCAGGCCAAGGGAUAUAAUAACCCCCAUUGCUCAAAGUCCCUGGCAGCCUCGCCGUCCCUCAUUAGCUCCCUUAAGUCUGCCCACACCUUUGUGAACUGUCCAUUUCCUCAGCUACCCCUUUGAUGUGCCCUUUGCCCAUGGGUGUAUGAGAGCUGGGUCGCUAGGGAAGUCUUCUUUUGGUGACUGACAAACCAAGUCUCCGGGAAUCUCUUCUUGGCUCCCCUGUGACUGGAAGGGGUCUGUAUGUACAAGAUACAUGGGCUCUGUAGGUACUGGGAGAUCAAAUCCAUGAAGCAGAAGUAGGAGAAAGCAUAGGUAGGAUGACAGUUAUAAAACUCUUGCUGUUCAUGACAUUUGCAGUCACAGGAGAAAAAAAUUUUUUCAUGCUUCAGAUGUGAGACAGCCCUAAGUGUUUAAGCAUACUUAAACUGCGUAAACUUCCCCUCCCCCCCCCCAGAAUUGUUAAUUGCUCAGUUGGCAAAUUGCUUUUGAAAAAUUGGCUCUCCUUGACUUGAUGGUGGAGUCAUCUGGUCCUUUGCCAGACCUGGGUUGUUGAGCAGAUUCCAUUUGAAGAAUUAGUUGGCUCUUGUCAAAGCUUGACUCUCGCAGCCCCGAGUGUAGGACUUGACCUUCUGACUCAGGACAGGCUGACUUGGCUGCCUGUGUUCAAGGCCUGCUCUGUUGGGACCCAUCAUGACAGGCUUCUUCCCAGAUGGGGUGGUUCCUACCUGAGUCACCCAACCUCAUCCAGUUAGGAGUAGCCCAAGCCCAACCCCUUAGACCAGAAUCCUUCUUAGCAGGGUGUGAGACUGUCCUAGGUUCUUUGGGCUGGAAAGGAGUCCACCCUAUGGGAGCCCGGAUGGGCUGGGCUGUGCUGAGAGGCCAGGGAGCUGCUCAGAGCUACAGUGGGAAGGCUGGUGGGACUAGAAGUGGGCCAGAGCACCAAGGUCUGGGGCCCAAAUCCAGUCUUGGGCAGCUUGGCCUCUCCAGGCCUUCCCUCUCUCUGUUGCAUUUGGGAUCUGUACCUGAACCCAGCCUUGUCAGGAGAUUUGGGGCCAUGAUAUGUUGUCACUGGACUCCGGGUGCUCACACCAGGGCCAUGCAUUAAGGAGGAGAGGGUCCAAUGGGCCGGGGGAUGUAGUGAAGGUAACAGCAGUCUGACAGGGAGGAGGAAAAGUGUAGCCAGAGGGCUCCUAGCUGGGACUGGGGCCAGAGUCCUGCUGAGUGGCCUAGCCCUGAUGGGCCUGUCGAGGAGCUGAUGAGCUCCCAAGGAGGGAGCCACAGUGAAGAGUACCCAAGGGUGAGCGCUGGCUGGGUGGGGUCGUGGGGUCUGGGAGCCAUCCCAGAACUCGUGGGUGACACCGCCAUCCUGUCCAGAGGUCCAGCAGAAAGGACCCAUGUGGGGGUGAAGGACACACACAGCCUCAGAGGAAAGAGGCAGGGGGUUUUGAUGGGCCCAGGGAAUGUACCUGUGGGUCUCUCAGGCCAGUUCCUGCCAACCAUGUCCCAGAAGUGCCCCCACCCUUGGCAGUGUUGUCCUAAUACCAUGAGCAGAACUCUCUGGGAUUUGGAUGUAACAGGGAGGCCAGAGUCAUCUAGACCUGCUUAAACUCCAGGGCCCCUCACUUUCAUGGCCCCUUCUGAGUCCACAGGGUCAAAUAUAUAUAUGUGUGUGUGUGUGUGUGUAUAUAUAUAUUUCACAUGAGUAGUAAUACUCUUUUUCUUAAAGAGACUCUCCAAAUUGUUUAAGACCUGAUCAACUCCUGCUUAUGGCAUGUGUGGGGCUAUGGCCUUGUGACCUGGAGUUCCUGCUGCCUACAGCAUCCACUGCCCACCCCGGGGGGGGGGGGGGGCUGGCCACUGCCCAAGGCCUCCCAGCACCACUCAGGAAUGUGGGAGAGCCUUGACUCCUUAAGCCUAUGUCAAGUAAACACUAAUUAGACCCAGCCACUCCCUCCUAGACUCCUCUGAGGGGUAAGGAAGCCGGUAUGGGGGGAGCAACCUCAAAUUCCUGCCCCAGGCCUGGACUUUAUGAGCAAGUCCUUGAAAGGGCCUUCCCUCCAUGACUCCUAGCCAGUUGGGGGUGUCUCAUCUCCAAACCCUCUCACUCUGAGGCAGCCUUAUACCCCUGCCACUCUUUGUUCCACCCAUUGGUUGGUCAGGGCUCACUGCCAAGCAGCAUGGACCUAGCUAGCAUCCCUAGCACAUCACUGAUAAGAGGGUGGGAAUGGAAGUUUACCAAGAGUUUGCAUGCCUGGCCCCACCAACUAUCAGUGACAAGGCCAGGAAGGCAUGGCUGCCCCCAUUUUAUAGAUGAAGAAACUGAGGCUCAGCUGGGCUAGUGACUAAGGGAAGCAGCAUGUGAUACGUGGCUUGAGGCAUCUCUCUCCAUCCUGAGUAACUCGGAAGGCAGUCUGGCUCCCUAAGUGUGUAAUGUUUCAGGGACUGGUAGAGCUUCUUUCUGGGAACUCUUGCUAGAGUCGGAAGCACAACCCCAGAUGGUGGCGGGGUCCUCCAUUUACUCCCCUAGCACCUCUUGGGUGGGCACUUCUGACUUCACAGGGCUUCUGUAAGAGGCCAGGCCCCAAGGUGCAAGGAGGACUGGGUUCACUUACCUGCAGGCUGCCUCAGUGCUGGGCCACCCAGGUGCUCCCAUGAGUGAGAACCAGGUAACUGCAAGUCAGGGAUGACUAGACUUCUGGUCAACGUUGCAACCUUUUCUACCUUGGGCCAGGCAUGGCCCUCAUUUUCCCUACUCCCCCAGACUGUCCAGUGGAGACUGCAAGGCCACUCUGCUGAGCUGAGUUCUUGGGAGUAGGGAGGGCAGCAGCCUCCACUCCACUUGUAUUCCUGGCCUAGGGGCUGCCCGGGUCCCCAGGCUGACAAAAUGCUGCACCCCUGACUAGGUCACCCGAGGGAUAGUAGGCAGCGGGCUGGAAGUUCUCGGCCUUGUCUGGAUACACAGCUGUGCCCAAACUGCCAUGAGUCCAGGGGACUGGCAGAGCUGAGGUCCCCAAAUGCCUCUUACCCCACAGGGCACUAAGGCCUCUUGCCUUGGGAGAGGGGUAUGUCUGAGAACUGACCUCUGUCUGGCCUCAUGCCCCCGGUCCCUGCCCCUCAUAGGGUCUCAGGUUAUGGGGUGUGGGGGUCUCAUGCUGCCAGAGGAUCACUUCCCCAGCCACAGCACUGGGGUGGCCCCACCCAGCUUCUUCCUUCUGCUGCCUGUGCUGACUCACCACCAGGGUGAGGGCUUGUGUCCCGGAGCCAGGCCGGGCAUCAGAGGCAUCUAUAAAAGCAGACUGCUCCAGGCCCCAGCAUCCUGCUUGAUUACCACCUGUUGCCACACAAUGUUGGGAGGCCUGGGGAAGCUAGCUGCCGAAGGCCUGGCCCACCGCACAGAGAAGGCCACCGAGGAAGCUGUUCACGUUGUGGAGGGAGUGGUGAAGGAGGUGAUAGAUCAUGCUAAGGAGGCUGGAGAGAAAGCCAUUGCUGAUGCUUUAAAGAAGGCCCACGAGUCUGGGGACAAAGUGGUAAAAGAAGUCACUGAGACAGUGACCAACACAGUCACGAAUGCUGUCACGCAUGCAGCAGAAGGCCUGGGCAAACUGGGACAGUGAGCUUGCCUGCCACCAUCAGGCUCUUCCUGAAUCGCAAUAAAAAGCUGAGAUUAAAUGUGUA
Molecule: messenger RNA, 4152 nt
Organism: Odocoileus virginianus texanus
Lineage: Eukaryota; Metazoa; Chordata; Mammalia; Artiodactyla; Cervidae
Gene: FAM25A
Product: family with sequence similarity 25 member A
Source: RefSeq, a predicted model, not a curated record